Messenger RNA from Schistosoma turkestanicum, 1401 nucleotides. The record is from the annotation of a GenBank genome assembly. Lineage: Eukaryota; Metazoa; Platyhelminthes; Trematoda; Strigeidida; Schistosomatidae.
CUGAAACUGUAGCGAAAGAACAAGAAUUGAGUGCAGAGAAUUCUAUUGGAUUAUACUAGCUCGAGAAAAAGGUAUUGGAUAUUGGAAUAUCGUACCGCUGAAGGUAAUCAUUUAGCGCACGAUACUAAUUCACGAGGAAUGCGUAACUCCUCAUUUUUCUUGAAGCUUUUUGGAGUAUCAAGAGGAGUUUUAUAUCGAAAUUUUAUUCCUGUCAGGUCUAGGUCAACCUUGAACUCAGAAGAUGUAGGCAUUUUACAUUCUAUCAGUGUAUGCUUUCCAGAAGAUGCGGUAUUUACAGUGGGGUGUUUUUAUUGGUUUCACUGGGUUGGUCACUGCAGGUUCAGUUUAUAUGACGAGAGAUCUCAUGAAGGUCAAAGAGUUAUCAAAGGAUUCUUACGGUAUGCCAUCCAUCGGUGGAGAUUUCAAUUUGAUUGAUCAUAAUGGGAACCCAUGUACACUAGCCAAUUUUCGCGGAAAGUGGGUUCUGUUGUAUUUUGGGUUUUGUCGAUGUCCAGAUAUAUGUCCAGAACAAAUAGAAAGACUUGUGGAAGUGUUUGAUAGGAUAAUGCUUGUUGAAAAACCCAAGUAUCCCUUAGUGCCUGUAUUCAUGACUGUCGACAGCGAACGUGAUACUCCAGACAUUUUAGCCAAAUACGUUAAAGAAUAUUCACCACAUUUGAUUGGUCUGACUGGUACUAAAGAAGAAAUUGAUAAGGCUGCUAAACUGUAUCGUAUUUAUUAUAGCGCAGGCCCUAAAGAUGUUGAUGGCGAUUAUAUUGUUGACCACACUAUUGUAAUGUAUUUACUGGACCCGAAAGGACGAUUUACUGAAUAUUAUGGCCAAGUCAAACCAGUUCAGGAUAUAGUACGAAAUAUUGUAGACAAAAUGAACGCAUACAAGGAUUAACGCCUCGUAUGUAUACAUAUUCACAUAUGUACAGUCGAUUUAUAUUCUUUUAUUGUGUAAACUGUUCAUUUCAAGUCAGAUAUUGUGUACCCAUUUUGUACAAUAUUAUUUCUCUGUAGUCAGUAUAUAUUUACGGAUAGAUUUCUCUUGUUAUUAUGAUUAUUUACUACUUGAGAAAGUUGUGUAAUUAGUCUGAUCCAUCUCUGUACACUAAAUCAAACUCCUGCUGUUUUUAAUAGUAGGGUUGGCAAUAUUGUUUAUAUUAUUUGCUCCAGAUUUUAUCAAAAUUUUGUACAGCUAACGGUAGUGAAAGUGAUCGUUCCAUGUUCAUGUAAACUGCAAUUAUUCAAAUCCUGAUACUGAUAAAUAUAGGUCAGAAUCAACACAUAACGUCUGUAGUUUCAACGUUUUGUUGUGCUGAUUUCAUCAUUGAUAAUAUAGGUCCAAGUGGGAAAUUCGAUUUCUGUAUCUUUGGUAGGUCAUACAAAUAAAAC